CAUCCUUUCUUUCCAUCUCUACCUUUGUUAUCCAUCUUUCUCUAUUUUCUAACCAACGACAACAAUGACAAACCAUCAUCAAGAGUACUUAACCACUUACCCUAAACCGGGUCCAACUUAAGAACAAGAAAAAGUUGACGAAGAAAUGAUGAGCUUGCAAAUGCAAGCGUUGGGGAUCACGAACUCAUUGGCUUUUCCCAUGGUUUUCAAAGCUGCUUUGGAGCUUGGCGUCCUCGACACGAUUGUUGCCAUUGACGACGGCGUAUGGCUCUCGUCUUCGGAGAUAGCUUUUGGUCUCCCUACCAAACCCACCAACCCAGAGGCGCCAAUUUUGCUAGACCGUAUGUUACGGUUACUCGUCGGCCACUCGAUCUUGAAAUGUCGUAUAGUUGAAACGGGAGAAAACGAUCUAACCGGAAAGACCCAAAGGGUAUAUGCAGCCGAACCGGUUUGCACGUUUUUCUUAAACCGUGGAGUCAAGUCGGGUUCUCUCACGUCCCUAUUCAUGUUGCUCCAAAGCCAAGUCUUUUUCAAAACUUGGACACAUCUGAAGGAUGUGAUAUUACAAGAAGAAAAAGAUGCAUUCAGCUCUGCCCAUGACAUGAGACUCUUUGAAUACAUUGGGUUGGACGAACAAUUCGCUGUUGAUAUUGGAGGAGGACUUGGCACCAUUCUAAAUCUUGUCACUUCCAAGUAUCCUCAAAUUAAGGGUAUCAAUUUCGAUUUAGCCACGGUAUUAGCUAAUGCUCCAUUUUAUCCAGGAGUGGAGCAUGUAUCGGGAGAUAUGUUUAUAGGAGUUCCAAAAGAAGAUGCAAUCUUCAUGAAAGAAAAGGGAAAAGUGAUAAUAGUAGACAUGGUUACACCAUCAGAACCAAAGAGUGACGACCUUUUCUCUAACAUCGUCUUUGGUAUGGACAUGUUGAUGUUAACACAAUGUUCGGGUGGUAAAGAGAGGUCUUUUUCUCAGUUUGAAGCUUUAGCCUCUGCUUCGGGGUUUCUUAAAUGUGAAAUCAGUGCUCUUGCUUAUACAUAUUCUGUUAUCGAAUUCCACAAAUAGAGAGGAAAAAGAAAAAAGAAGCAAUAAUUGAUAUCGUGGGAGGAAAUUAUGAACUAUAAAUGUUUUUGUUCAAUGGUUUUUUACUUGUUUGUAUAAUAAAGAUUUACUUUUCAU
Arabidopsis arenosa is the source of this 1171-nucleotide messenger RNA. Lineage: Eukaryota; Viridiplantae; Streptophyta; Magnoliopsida; Brassicales; Brassicaceae. The record is from the annotation of a GenBank genome assembly.